AUGACAAAGAAAGGAGGAAAAACAGCAGCCAGUCUCAAAAAGUCAUCAUCAUCUGGAGGAGGAAAUUACGAAUACAAUCCAAAACGAAACAUCGUCGAUGUCAUUCCUGGUCUAACUCCGAUUGUGAACUUGCCUCCAUUACCUUCCGAUAGAAAGAAUGUCGAUCCAGUUCAAUAUCGAGGACCGAGUGACUAUAGUAAUUGGCUAAUCCCUAAUCAUGUAUGUGUUGGAGGUUUUCCACGAUCCAAAGAAGUAGAUCCAAUAGUUUCGAGCGGUAUUUCAACAUUUGUUAACCUUGUAGAACAGGAUGAAGAGUUACGUUGUGGUCCUUUUUACUUUGAUAAUGCAGCUCGUAAAACCACUUUACAAAAAUUAAAUUAUGUGACCUUCCCAAUUCGUGAUAAGAAUAUUGCAGAAGAUGACAAGGUGAAAGAACUUGUGCAAUUAUUGAGAACCUUAGUCAUGAGAGGAGAAAAAUUAUACAUUCAUUGUGUUGGUGGUCAUGGAAGAACUGGUACCAUUGCAAGUGUAUUAUUGGGAAAUCUGUACAACAUUUCAGCCUAUGACUCGUUACAAUGGGUCCAAGCGUUUCAUGAUGUCAGAACUGUUACGAAUGGAAGAAAGUCUCCAGAAUCGACCAUUCAACGAGACCAAGUGUUCAGGUUAUUGAGUGAUAAUAAAUAA
Naegleria lovaniensis is the source of this 684-nucleotide messenger RNA. RefSeq lists its product as uncharacterized. Bases 1 to 684 code for a protein of 227 amino acids. Gene Ontology annotation, molecular function: phosphatase activity. The transcript has 2 exons. The record is from RefSeq and is a predicted model, not a curated record. NCBI's taxonomy places the organism in Eukaryota, Heterolobosea, Eutetramitea, Acrasida, Naegleriidae. Gene Ontology annotation, biological process: dephosphorylation.